CUAGAGAGAGAGUAGGCGUUCCAUCCAGUCGAGUGUAACAAACAAGCGAAGAAGACGGAGCGGCACGCCGCGCGCUGGAGCAACACGCACGCACGCACACACACGCACACACGCGCGCGCACGCGCAGUCGACCGUAGAGAGUCACAGACGUUGUUGUGUUUUUUUUUUUUUUUUUAAGUGAGAAAUAAGCGGUUCAGCGGCAGCAGAAGAAGAAGUGAAGUCACCUACAGUAUCUAUCUAUCCAGCCUGCAGCCUCCGGAGGCUCCGAGGACGCGACACACAGCGAGGAGGCAUCAUGUGAAAGAACUCAUGUGGGAAACAACAGACAAAAGCGCUGGAAUACGAGCAGAGUAAGAGAGCUAAAAGAAAAUUCCUGAAACAAGUAAACUUGAGCUGAAAGCAAAAGUAUUCCCAUUGAUGUACAGUUACUACGGGACGCCCUCCCCGUGCACCAUCACCACCCCCGACCUGCCAAUCAUGUACCUGACCUCGCGUCUUUCUGACUCAUAGUGAUGUCAGUCAGAGCGUACAGUACGCUGCUCGAGGAUAAAUGAUCAUUAAUCACCAUCGGAAGAUGAAGGACCAGUCUGGCGUGAGCGGAAUGUCCGUGGAUGAGAAGCCUGAAGCCCCCAUGUAUGUGUAUGAGUCGACAGUUCAUUGUACCAAUAUCCUCCUCUGCCUCAACGACCAGCGGAAGCAGGAUAUCCUGUGCGAUGUGACUGUCCUGGUGGAGGGCAAGGAGUUCCGCGGGCACCGGUCCGUGCUGGCCGCCUGUAGCGAGUAUUUCCUCCAGGCGCUGGUGGGCCAGGCGGAGAAUGGCUUGGUCCUCAGCCUCCCGGAAGAGGUCACUGCCAGGGGAUUCGCUCCAUUGUUGCAGUUUGCCUACACUGCUAAGCUGUUACUCAGCAGAGAAAACAUCCAGGAGGUCAUCCGCUGUGCCGAAUUCCUGCGCAUGCACAACCUCGAGGACUCGUGCUUCCGCUUCCUAGAAGCUCAGCUGCGCAGCGAGGAGGAUGGCCUGCUGCUAUGCCACAAGGUGGCGGCGGAGGUGAACAACUCGGAGGACGAGAGCAUGCAGUCGGAGGCGGAAAGGCCCGCCUCUCCCAAGGUGCGACGGUGCGCCGACCCCCUCGCCUCCUUCGGACACCCUGACGACGAUCGGCUAGCGAUUGCUAUUCCCAGCAACUUCACAGAUGGCCGGCUGGACUUUGAUCGGCACGGAGCGUCAGACCUGCCGCGAUGCCCAAAGUACAGGAAAUACCAGUGGGCUUGCAACAAGCACAAUAAUGACACCUCCUCACACACCAGUACCUCAGGUUUUCCAAGCACAUUAAAGGAGAGCAGCGUUAGCGGGGCAGUGCCGGGUCAGGGCAGACUGCCUUUGGCACAGAUCAAAGUUGAACCACAGGCAGACGAAGAGGCCAUCUCAUUGUGCCUGUCGGGGGACGAGCAGGACGUCAGGGAUAAGGACAGUGUGACGGCCAUGGAGAUGGAUAACCCCGUAUCUGUGGAGAGAAACAAGAGAACCAAGUCCCCUUCCUGCCUCCGAGCCUUCUUCAAGAAAGGGGUGGACCUCCCCAGUCUGCCCAACACAUCACAGCAGCUAUUCGCCAACAGACCUGUCUGCCCCCAGGACAAAGGAAACUCUCAGGGAGAUCAUAAAAAAGACUUCAGGCCUUUCACUGGGGAGCUGUCUGUUACAUCCCCGAAGGACGCGGACGGUUUCCCUGCAGGGUUGUCCCUCAAGUCGGCUUCCUGCGACGGGGUCUGCAAACAGGAAGCCGAGCUAGAUCGUCGUAGUGUCAUAUUUUCCUCAGGGGCCUGCAAACGUCUGGGAACCCCAGCACAUUCCUACCCGGGUGGGAACUCUUUGGAGAUGGAGCUCACUGAGCACAUGCCAAAGGGCCUGUGGGCUGGAGCCAGCCAGUCCCUCCCCACCUCCCAGACCUAUUCUCCCAGCGCCACCUCCACCGAGCCCCCGCUCCUGUGCCGCCCACGGCCCAACACCAGCUGCCCAGUGCCAAUCAAAGUGUGCCCACGCUCGCCGCCUUGCGAGACGCGCACCAGGACUUCCAGCUCCUGCUCCUCGUACUCCUAUGCGGAGGACGGCAGCGGCGGCUCUCCCUGCAGCCUGCCCCAGUUCGAGUUCUCCUCCUCUCCAUGCUCCAACGUGGCACGCUGCCUCAAUGUGGACCAGCAGGAGCCGCCGGGGGACGCUCUUUUUGGCCAGGUGCGACCCAAGAUCAAAUGUGAGCAGUCCUACGGCACCAACUCCAGCGACGAGUCGGGCUCCUUCUCGGAGGGAGACAGCGUGCAGGAGCGAGGGCCGGAGGUGAAGCUGCCUUUCCCUGUAGAUCAAAUCACAAAUCUUCCACGGAACGACUUCCAAAUGUUGGUGAAAAUGCACAAACUGACCUCGGAGCAGCUCGAGUUCAUCCACGACGUGAGGCGGAGGAGUAAGAACCGCAUCGCGGCGCAGCGUUGCCGCAAGAGGAAGCUCGACUGCAUCAUGAACCUGGAGUGUGAGAUCAGAAAACUGGUGAAUGAGAAGGAGAAGCUGCUGACGGAGAGGAACCAGCUGAAGGCGUGUAUGGGUGAGCUGUGGGAGAACUUCUCCUGCCUGUCUCAGGAGGUAUGCAGGGACGUCCAGCUGAGCCCCGAGCAGGUCCAGUCUCUACACCACUACUGCCCCGUGCUGCGGCCCGCCAACUCCACUGCCAGCAACAACGCUGCCCACGAGCCCAAGCCUGCCCCCAUCAGCCCCACCACCGACACCAACGACACCACCAGCAUCGACCUCACCACCCACUCGGGCUCGGCCACGCCGGAGCCCAGCUUCCACGGGUCUCCCGGCGGGCCCUCGGAGAGUGAGCCCGACUCGGCCGUCCGAAACGGGGCAGACGGAGACGCGGACGGUCGAGACGACGCCGGCUCGUUCACAAAGUCAGGGCUAUCCAACCAGACGGUAACGGUGGAUUUUUGCCAGGAAAUGACUGACAAAUGUACAACUGACGAGCAGCCGAGGACGGACUGUAGUAUGUAGUAGUAGUGGUUCUCUAUGUUGUUGUUUUUGGAUGUUUUUUUUAUUAUUUAAUUUUACUCUUCUGACAAACCCUCUCUCGGGGUCGCUGAGACGGUCAGCUUCUGCCAGUGUUCACUGAAAAAACAAGCUUUGUUUGUAUUUAUGUCUUUUUGUUUUUGUCUUUUUUGAACGGUUGACACUAAAGUUGUCUUAACAGCAGCAAUACUGUUCUCCAGGUAUUCUCCUCAUACCAUGACAGAGUGGGAACUUCUCACCAAACACUUUCAAUGGUGCUAUACUCGCCCCGACAGCAACCUCUACAGUGGAGACUCUGUUCUCCGUGUGUCUCACAUCACAACUCAAAAGUUGAACCUCAUCGGACCUAAACAGCAGCUCUCUUUGUACCAACAGUAUUUCUGUUUCCUGCCUUUCUCUUAUACACAUUUCUCCUUUUUUUCCCCCCACUCUGUCUCUAUCAAUCUUCUCUACCUCUCUCUGUCUCACUCACUUUCUCUCCGUCUAUCUGUCUGUCUGUCUAUGGUUCUACUCUCGCUAUAUCUCAGUGGCCCUUUUCGUCACAGCAAUUCAAACUCAGGAAGAAAAAAAAAAAAAAAAAUCCUCUGAAUGUUCAACCUAAUUCAUGACAAAUGAGAAAACGGCUUCUGUACACGAGGAAGUUAUGAUGCAGUUAGACUGUAAAAUGUUCAUAUGCAAAAAUGUCUUCAAGAGUCUGGCAUUUGUAUUUCUGUACAGAAGAACUUUGUACAGGCUGUAACCGAAAACAUUCCUCCUUUGCCUUCCUCAGCACUGAAUUGAAAGGAAAAAGGUUUUUUGCGGGCGGUUAAAAUGGCUAUUUUUUAUUUCCCACUCAUCAGCAAUACCAUUGUAUUUGGAUGUUGUAACGGUGACUUUUCAAGUGCUUGUUUGGCAGAAAUGUAUAUAGUAUGGAGCAUGAUGACUGUAUCAGUGAUUUUGUACAGGUAGAGGCUUAGAUGUUUCUUUUUCACGGGGUUAUAUCAAGCACCUUUUUUGCUGAGGGGGAAAAUCUUGCUUUUGCUGUUUCCUGUCCUGCCUAACGAAUGCUCUCCCAUCACGGUGAGCGUUCUUAUACUCAGGAAAUCAGCUCGAUACACACGUGGACACACACAUACAAGUACAUACAGAUACAAAUGCGUCAACACACGUGUACAAAUUUUGAGCCCCAUGCAUGUUAUAAAAAGUUAGACAUGUUUUUUCGACGUUGAGGCUCAGGCCGGCUCCUCUCCACCUUUGACUCCUCUUUAAAUGUGAAAAAAAAGAGUUCUGCCUUGUGUUGUUUUGGAGGAAAUCUUAUUUCUUAUCAGUAUUUUUGAAGAUGCUAUUCGUGCACACUCUUUUGGGUUUCUUCAGCGUUGCCAUUUGAUGUUCUGAGACAGCAAAAAAGCGCAGCCAACAUAUAACAGAUACGUAUUUUUCAAAUUUGAUCCUGAAUGAAAUGAACACAAAAUAUUAAAUCAGGCACUUUGUUACAGGCCCCAAGCGCUCAGAGCCAUUUAGCACUUCAACAAGGGAUUUUUGUCUUUGUUUCAGACCCCUCCAAAGUCUCAGACUGGAGCACUUAAAUUGGCACUUCAAGAGAAAAAACAUCUUGUUGAUAUGAUUAUAUAAAUAUACAAUUUUAAAAAAAUAUCUCUAUGAAUCUCUGAAACCUAAAAAAAGAAGCUAAUGUUUUAGUUAAAGAGUGUUCACACCUUAUAUUUGCAUUUCUUUAGGAAUUGAAUAAGCUAAUUCAGAUUUCAUUUGACGUGAAAGCAGUGUAAUGUGAUGUCCAAAAAUGAUUGAGUAACAAUCAUAUAAGAUAAGUAACACGUUUGCCCUAAUUGUGCAUUUGUUUGAACAUCCUCCUCUGUGACGUGCAUGCAUGCUGCCUAUAGCUAUAGGCCUAUAGUUAGUUUGUCUAGCUUCUGUUUGCCUCGUAACUUCUUCUCUCUGGAGCUUUUAAAAUUAUGUUUUUUUAAAGAAUUUCUAUGUAUAAACAUGCAAAGACGAGCUGAAUUAUCUGAACCCUCUCUAGAGGCAGGCUUGAACAAGCAGGGCCGUAUACUCUAGCACAAAGGUUGGAUUCAAUUGGAAUGCGAAGCUUUAUUCAUUGCUCUUUUUUAAAGCCCUAAUCUCUGUUGAGAUCACCUGUAGGCUCCCCACUGUUCCACUAGCUUCUGUACAUUAAUGCUCAAUAUCUCAUUGAGCAUUUCUUCCCAUAUUGUCUUUCUGAAAAUGUGAAAAAGUUUACUGUCCUUACUCUAAAGGCCUUUACACACCGGGGGGACAUGACGAAUAAACAACACCAAAAUGUGAAAUACUUGCCUGCAAAUAUUUUGCAUCAAAACUAUUCAAUUUGCGACAGUUUGCAACACUUUUGCGUGGGCUAGAGGACCAACAAUCAGGAUCCUUAUUGACCCAGAGCAGCAUCUGGCAGUCUGUCUGAGCUACUGUAAGCUAUUUCAUUGAGUUUCCUUUAAUCAAAAUGCUCUGAGUGAGUUGAGCUUUUAUUGUUGAAAGGUAAAGAACGGAAGGAGUGGAUCUGGUCUGCGUUGCCUUUGUCAAGGUUUAAAGGUGUAAUAAUGCAGUUUGCCAUCUUGGUUAGGACUACGGAGCCUCCGCGUUGUUUGGUAAUCCUCAGAAGUACCAACGUGUACGUUUUGAAUAUGCCCGUUCCGCACAAUAUGAUUGGUGGACUGGCCUUUAUUCGCGAUGCGAAUGCUCAGAAAAGUCGACCUCGUUCUGAAAAAAAAAUGACAGCCCUUUUUUACGCAGCAUAAUAUUUGCGUUCUGUGUGAAAGUACUCAUGACAAAAACAACAAAUAUAUUAACGUGCGAAUUAAUCACGCAAAAAAAAAAAAAUGCCCCCGGUGUGUACAUCCUUAAAACAAAAGAAUAUUUACAGUACGUGCUAUUAAAAAAAGGCAAAUCCUUCGUGUAAAUGGGGAAUUAUAUCAAAAGUAUAAAUGUUGUCAGUAAUUCAAAUAAAAAAAAACUAAUUUGGGAGUUAAAACUUGAAUUGGACACCUUGUCCUGGUUCGGAAAUUAAACUGUUGCUACAAAGCUCCACUGCAGUUCAUGCACAGCCUCUAAUGAACAACAUUUACUUCAUUAUAAUCACAUAAGGUUCAAAUUCUAAUAGAAAGUGCUGUAGUAGAUACUCAUUUAUCUUAGAAUAUGGACAGUAAACUCCAUACAGCAGGUCCAAUUGGGGAGAUCCCAUGACACCAUCUACUUCCCCAUCCAACUUUGGGUGUUUUAUUACUGUGUUUUAUUACUCUUUAAGAUUAUUUUUAAAUUACAAAUUUUUAAUUCCUUAAAAAAUCAAUGUUUUUUCGGCCAAAUAAAUGAGGGAUUGGGGCUUUAAAGUUUGGAUGAAAUGUUUUGAAGUUCUCCCCCCUGACUUUAACUGAUGUAAAUUUUAGAUGUAGUUUAAAAUAUGGCGUCUCAUGUGAGACCGUUUCUGUUAUACAGCCGAACAGAGUAAGUGUAUUUUGUAAACCUGUCUUUGAAUUUUUUAAAAGACUGGUACAUAGACCCAUACAUGCACAAACACACAAACAUACACGUAUAUAUUCAUACAAUACACACACACAGUACAUACGUUGUGGCACAGCAGUAGCGGUUCUUCAUAGACUGGUGUGGUUUUUGUUUGUGUUUGUUCAGCCCUUUAUCCGAUUUGUGCUCUUUUCAUUCUUUUAUGCAUAUUUACUGCAGCAAAAAACAGUAUUUACCAUUAUUAUUACCCAUGUGGAGAUUCUACCAGGUUCAAGCCAGAAAACUCAAGUAGAACCAUCUACAUUAAAGAAGCUUCUUUUCUGCAAACAUUAUGCAACUCAUUUUCUAAUUCAUGUACUUUUUUCAUUUGCUUGAUCUUAAAUUGAGGAAAGCCCGGUGUUGCAUUGGAGAGCACCGACUCUGACUUUUAUGUCUUUCUGUAUAGAGAAAACAAUUUGUGAUGUUUGUGUUGUAGCAAAACCAUGGUAACAAAAGACCCCCGGGUGUCUCCGCAAGACGUCCUAUUAAUACUACAAUGAUCACAUUCAUGUUUUUGCAUAGCAGAAUUUCUUUUGUACCUAUAUUUAAUGUUGAUAAUUCAACUUAACAAACCCUUAUAUUCCUGUAGAGCUGAGAUGUUAGAAUAAACAGAGGCCCCCGAAGCGCUCUCUCCAGUCAGAAAAGCUUUUUGUCCAGACCUCUAAGCUCUUCGAGUCUUGCUGCAUGCUCUCAACACUGACUGUUUGGUCAAAGUACAGUGACAGGAAUCCUCCACAACACUGUUGUUUCAAGGGGUCAGUUCAAGUUACAUAAAUAAAUAAAUAAAUAAAAAUGUAAUUCUCACUUUCUUAUGGAACAUAGUCAUGCAGAGAGUUUUGGUUUUAUUGUUUUUUUAUUGGUCCAGGUUUUGGGACAUCUGUGUGGUGCUCACAUCACUGAAGAAAUGCAAUAAUUUAUUUGCAGAAGUAGUAGUGUCCUGUUACUCUGGAUAAUCACAUUGCUGUGAACAGUAUUUGUUUUUUUCAGACAAUCUCAAAACUUUGGUCAAUAAAGCCAACACUAUAUGCAUGACUAGAUACCACUAGAGGUGAGUGAGAAAAUAUGUUUUGUCAUUUGGGUGAACCAACCCUUUAGUGUCUCAGGGUGCCAAGCACAUGAACCUGCUCUCUAUUUCACUCUGAAGCAGUUUUUUUUUUUACUUGCUUUGUUUGAGAAUCAAAUAAAUGCCCCUUAAAAUGAUUUGUUAAUAAUACUUAAAGCUGCAUUAAUUGAUUUGUAUAUAUAUAUAUAAAUAUAUAUAUAUACUACCUAGCAACAUUAUUCAUUUUGAGUUGUGUUUGUGUCCACCAGAUGAAUUUUAUUCCAAUAUUCGCUCUCCUUUUAGCUCUGGUUUUGGUCUCCACCAACUCCUGAGAAAAAGAUUUGUCCCUUUAGCCGCUAAACACCCCUCCAUGUUCGUCAGCUAGUAUCUAACUUUGUAUCUGUGCCCACAUUUGGUACUCAGCAAGUACUGCACAAUGAGUUUUUCAAAGCUUUUUUUGCUAAAAACAGAUGCCCGCUGCAGAAUUCGCUGGUUGGAUAAAAACAAAUAAUGAGCUAAAAGAGGCUAAAAAGCUCUACAGAGCUGAAGGGAAAAGCGGAGUUGGUGGUAAUCUUUUACGAACAACAUCUUUCACAUUAUACAUAGUCAUCUGAUCCAUUGUUCAUAUAAAACAUAUUGAUUAGUGCAGCUUUAAAAUGAUGUAACAGUAAUAAUAAGCAUGAACACCUGAAAUGAAUUUAACAAUUUGAUCCUCCAGGUUACUCUUUUGGUUAUGGCCAUCACAGCAGAUUUGCUGUUGCUGUAAUUGAAUGCUCAUACCUUUUUUUGCUGUGUAUUUGUCUUGUUUAGUUAAAAAAAAAAAAAAAAUUGUUGCUGCUUCUCUGAAACAAACACUGGCUUUUUCAACUCCAAAGGUUGUUCUAUAAAAUAAUAUGAACAAAAACAUGCCUUUCUCACAGAAUGCUAAACUUUAUUGAAAAGAAAAAUCUGGUAUCCUGGUUGAAUGUGCAGGCUGAGAUCAUUGAGUAAAAUAUAAAAAAAAUGGAAAAUGUUUACAAAUAGGUGUCAAGUCAUGUUUGAUCAAUUUUUGCCAUGUAAAAAUCGCUCGGUUUAAUUGGACUGGUUCUUGGUGUUGUGUAAAGAGACAAAGACUGAGUUUCCUCACCUUGUCUUUAAUCCAACUUUUGGGAUGGGUCAGCAUUACAUGGAUACAAGUGCACCUCCGAUAUUUGCCUUAGAACUUGCAGAGGCCAUAGUUCACAUUCAAGUGAAGUGAGUGUAUGCAGGGGCCUGGGCCCCCCAUCCCUGAGUCACCAGUGCGGACUUUCUCACACUUAUCUACCUGUGAAAUCCUUCAUACCUCUCAUAACUGGUCAAUGACUGUAUCAGCAAACUGCAUCAGGUGUUUUUUCUACAUGCUUUUUACACAGAUUAUAUGGAUUAUUGUAUUAGUAGAUUCUGGUGCAUCAUUUUUAAUGUAAUAGCUCUUAAGCUUGUAGUUCAAGUUGUUGUUUUUUUUUCUUUCAUUUUUCUAGAUGACUGUUUUGUGUUAAUAUUGUCAAUUUGAAAUAGCUGUUAUUUGCUUAUUCUCUACUAAGAGUUCUUACCUUUAUAAUUUUUAAAUGCUACAUGACCCUAAUUAAUUAAAAUGACUUAAUAACCAUUGUAAAUACGGUAUUGUGCAAAGCCCAUUUUCAUUCAUUUCAAUUGCUAGUGUUAUAUAAAUGACUCUUUUGUCUAGACACCAUUUCUCUUUAUGAAAUAAAGAAACAUGCAUAUCA
This is a messenger RNA of Sebastes umbrosus (honeycomb rockfish), 9362 nucleotides long. It is a transcript of the gene bach2b, whose product is annotated as BTB and CNC homology 1, basic leucine zipper transcription factor 2b. Gene Ontology annotation, molecular function: DNA-binding transcription factor activity, RNA polymerase II-specific; RNA polymerase II cis-regulatory region sequence-specific DNA binding; protein binding. The transcript has 7 exons. The record is from RefSeq and is a predicted model, not a curated record. The coding region runs from base 552 to 3044 and encodes 830 amino acids. Gene Ontology annotation, biological process: regulation of transcription by RNA polymerase II. NCBI's taxonomy places the organism in Eukaryota, Metazoa, Chordata, Actinopteri, Perciformes, Sebastidae.